CUCGCUGCACCCCAUGAUGGAUCCAUCCCUCUGCGACUUGAGAUUUGCCCUGCAGCUGCAAGCCCACUCAGCUUCAACUGAAGUAACCUACCUAAACAUCGGGUGCGAAAGAACUGGCUCCCGGCUUCGCAACGAGAACAGCAAUUCCUGCCCAGGGGACAUCGCAAAAAUGUUAUCCUUCAGCCCCCCCGCUGUGUAUCAAGCCUCCAAAUGCUACGUCACGCACGGGGUAAUGGGUCACCUGGACCCCAAACAGUUGCCUUCCAAAUCGAAACCAUGGGCGGCACUUAUUGGCCAAGACUUUGUUUACAGAGCCGACCUGAUUCUCCCCCAGGAAGUGAGCCAAAUGGUGCAAGAAAAACUGCUCGGGAACAAGCCAGCCCCUGAGUUCAAACGAGUAGUCAUGUCACUUCACGACAUUCUCUCCGGCCAGUUUUUCUCAGAGUACAUUAAGAAAGGAAACGUUCUGAUGCUCUCCGAAGGCAGGAGAGGCAUCGACAAUGUCUUUGCUCUAAGAAGCGGCACGCUUACCAUGUUUCUGGACAAGGAAGCGUACGAGCGUGCAGGGCUAGUUGGGAAACCUCACGGGGUAAAAGGGAAGCGCGGCCUGAAACCCCGCUGGAGUAUGUGUCCUGCCAUGUCGGCAACUCCUAUGAUCGUCGCUGACGAGUCCAGUCGUCGAGUACGAUCUGACCGCGCCCUCCAUGUUCCCCGGAAAGAAGGGGUUUGACAGGUUGAUUUAUGCCAGCAAAAACGCACUUGCUGAGCCCAUGACCUGGCUAUUCUGUAACAUCUCGUCCACAAGUAAGUAGCACCCAGUUGGCACUAUGACUUCUGCUAACGGGCGUAGCCCCUGAUCCAGACCCCUUAUCACAGCACUUCCCCACCAACUACACCUCCAACCCGGGCGUCGUCCCGGGCAUUGACGUCUUGAUGCCGAAGCUGGCCCCGAGCCUCGACCCUCUUGCGCCCGGCGCUAGGCAAGCGUUCGAGGACUUCUCAACAGAGUUGUAUGAGUGGCUGUCCCUCG
Molecule: messenger RNA, 1030 nt
Organism: Thermothielavioides terrestris NRRL 8126
Lineage: Eukaryota; Fungi; Ascomycota; Sordariomycetes; Sordariales; Chaetomiaceae
Exons: 3
Coding region: 170-730 (186 amino acids)
Biological process (GO): tRNA 5'-leader removal; endonucleolytic cleavage in ITS1 to separate SSU-rRNA from 5.8S rRNA and LSU-rRNA from tricistronic rRNA transcript (SSU-rRNA, 5.8S rRNA, LSU-rRNA); tRNA 3'-end processing
Cellular component (GO): ribonuclease MRP complex; multimeric ribonuclease P complex
Molecular function (GO): ribonuclease MRP activity; ribonuclease P activity
Source: RefSeq, a predicted model, not a curated record